GCUACCUGACAGGUGACAUCAUCUCUUACACUAGUUUUCUCAUGAAGCUUGCCACCGCUGCUAUAUGAUAGUAUGUUCAGUGAAUUAUGCCUGAUUUACUGUAAUUUUGAUGAACUUCUCUGAGUUAAACAGUUGAGCAUUGUUGGAAUGUCUUUUCAUGGCAUUCAUUACCUGUAUAAAUGUUGCAUGCACUCGAAUUCACCUUCAGGUUUUGAUUAACACAUGGUAGGUUAUUGUUCCGUUUUUAACUGUCAUGUUUACUUCCAAAAUUAAUUAUGUUACUUUUGAUUUCUUAACCAUUCUAGGCAAUAUGAGAUCCAUUCGAACUUGUGCUCAACCUACUAAAAUUGCAUUGUGUCGUCAGUUUCAACAAAGUCAAUUAUUAAGGACUACGGGUGAUGUUCGGCAUCCAGUGUCAAUUGAAACGUCAAAUAUUGAGCAUGGAUCAAAUAUACAGUGGUUUGCAAGGUCGUAUGCUGCUUCUGCUUCACCUGAGAGACUGCAAACCAAAAAUCAAAGGAGAAAGAUCUCAAAGUAUGAACGCAAAUCUAUGGUGGAAAACUUUGUUAACAGGUACAGGAACAUGAAUGCAGGGAAGUUCCCAACUGUUACAGAAGUCAAGAAAGAUGUCGGUGGCGGCUAUUAUUUUGUUAGGAGUAUCAUACAAGAGCUGGCAUAUAAAUCCAAAAUGUCACCCGUGGCCGUGGAUAAAAAGGAAGCUUCCGAUAAAAUUGCCAUCGAGAAGGAUAAAAUAUCUACAAACACUGAAGAGAUUUCUAUAGCCAAGGAUCUGGGAGAAGGAGAGAUCAUCAGCCAACAACCCUCAAUUUCACUUGAGAAUGAUGAAUCGAAAGAUGUUGGAAUUCAAUCUCCCAACCCAAUUGAUCAACCAACAAUCAAACAGCACCUUGACCCUGAAAAUGGCAAGACUGUACAUGAAGAUGAACACAAAUUUGAUUGGUCGCAGUCCAAAACUGAGCUUCAGGAGUUACAAGAAGUAUCUGAAAGGGAGGCGCACAAAGCGCCAAACGAGGUUGCAGAACGUAAAGAACAAACCUCUAUGUGGGAAAAUCUGAAGUCUUUUGCAAAUGGAAUUUUCGGGAUGUGGAAGAGAUCAUAAUUUCGUCGAUCAAGUAUGAGGUUCUGGCAUCUCAGCCAGCAAGUAGAUGUCUUUUUUUCUUUUUUGAUGUGGUGAUAUGAAGAAAGUGAAUUUUAUCGAUUAGCUAAACCUGAUGGCAUGCCAUAUACAUUGGAGGUUUCCUUAUGGCUGAAGAUUUCAUUGGUUCUUUUACUUUUUGGGAAAAAGGAUGUGAUGGUCGAUCAACUCAGUUGUGUUAUUGUUUAGAAGACGAGUUUCUUAGUAUUCGGUUGGAAAAAUAAAUUUUGGAUGCGAAAUGGUACGUUAAAUCAUUAAGUUUUCUACUAUGCUAAUUGCUAACAUCUUUUGUAGGGGACAAUUUGAUCUGUCCCGUAAUUUUUCUUGUAUAUAUUAUCAGAUUUUUAUUUGUAGCACAAAACAGUUUCAGUAAUUUGUCAAGUGCUGCAAUUUUAUGUCCAUGCUCUUAUGGAAAGUAAAAGCUAUUCUCG
Molecule: messenger RNA, 1587 nt
Organism: Striga asiatica
Lineage: Eukaryota; Viridiplantae; Streptophyta; Magnoliopsida; Lamiales; Orobanchaceae
Source: the annotation of a GenBank genome assembly